AUGUACACAGGACAAACUAUUCGAGAGAAAAGAAUUGUAGAAACAGCAAAUAAAAGAGAAGUGGACUAUGAAGUAGGGGAUAUCCCAACCGAAUGGGAAGCUUGGAUUAGAAGAAAAAGAAAGACUCCACCUACAAUGGAGGAAAUCCUAAAGAAUGAAAAAAAUAGAGAAGUCGUUAAAAUGAAAAGCCAAGAUCUUUAUGAAGAGGAAAAUCUCCUUUGCAAAGGGAACAAGGAAGAACUUUUGGCUCCACCAGUUCAGACUCAGAUCAAAGGCCAUGCCUCUGCUUCAUACUUUGGAAAGGAAGAACCCUCAGUGGCUCCCACCAGCACUGGUAAAACCUUUCAACCAGGAUCCUGGAUGCCACAAGGCGUCAAGAACCCCGAUCAAUGAAUGCACUGUGGUAAUAAAUACUUCAUUUGUAUGUAACUUUUAACAAUAAAAGAAGUAAAGAUUAGUUUGUUAU
Hyaena hyaena (striped hyena) is the source of this 466-nucleotide messenger RNA. RefSeq names its product NADH:ubiquinone oxidoreductase complex assembly factor 2 (gene NDUFAF2). Gene Ontology annotation, biological process: mitochondrial respiratory chain complex I assembly. The transcript is spliced from 4 exons. Gene Ontology annotation, cellular component: membrane. Lineage: Eukaryota; Metazoa; Chordata; Mammalia; Carnivora; Hyaenidae. Bases 1 to 393 code for a protein of 130 amino acids. The record is from RefSeq and is a predicted model, not a curated record.